AUGCUUCCUCAGAAUUUCAAUUUCGAGGUCUUUGACCACGCCGCAGAUCAGAGAAGAGCCCUUGGAAAUCUCCUCAAAACCGGUGAUUAUUCUGACCUCGUCAUCGUCUGUGGUCAGGCGCGCCACAAAGUCCACAAGGCAGUCAUCUGUCCUCGAUCGGCUUUCUUCAAAGCAGCGUGCGGCAGUGGAUUCAAGGAACCUCAGACAGGCGAUAUCGAACCGCCUGACGAUGACCCGUUUGCUGUGAGCAUGAUGAUCGAGUAUCUCUAUCACCAAAAGUACACUAUCCCCUGGGACGCGAAACUGGUUCCGGAAGAUCAGCGGUCCCCUGCAGUCACUUCCCCACCCGCAACAGCGCCGUCGAAAAGAACCCGUCAUUCUUUCAGUGGUGACUCCUCCACCAUCCACUCUCGUCUGCAUCCGCUGCAGGGUACCUUUUUUUCCGCCCCCUCUCAGAAGAACCAGGGUCGCACGAAUCUUUGGUCCUUUGUCAAAAUCUGCAUGUUCACUACAAGCUUUAUGCAUUGGGUCAAAAGUACGGCAUCGAGGGCCUCCAAGAUCUAG
Messenger RNA from Fusarium fujikuroi IMI 58289, 564 nucleotides. RefSeq lists its product as uncharacterized. The record is from RefSeq and is a predicted model, not a curated record. The transcript is spliced from 3 exons. Lineage: Eukaryota; Fungi; Ascomycota; Sordariomycetes; Hypocreales; Nectriaceae. Gene Ontology annotation, molecular function: protein binding. The coding region runs from base 1 to 564 and encodes 187 amino acids.